GUCAAAUUAUGGAGAUGGCUGAUCAAAAUAAGCAAAUGAUAAAGAAUUAUAUAAAUAAAUGAAUUUAGAUUAUAUCAUACAGAUUCGGGGGGUAGCAGGACAAUAAGAAAAAUCCUGGUCUUCUGUUCUGGCACUUUCAAUUUCUUCAAUAUUUUAUGCAUAAAGUUUAAUCUUUUUUCUCAUUCCCCUUUUGAAAUCCUGGGGGAGACAGUUCUAUAUAUCACCAAGUCUGUCUUCCUCUGGCCAUUAUAGUCUCCCUUUCUUUUCUUCUUUUGGUGUGUGUGUAUAUAUAUAUAUAAAACUGUAUUUAUAUAACCACUCUCAUUGUUGUCAAGUGACAAGAAAAUAGAGGCUAACUAUCAAACUCUCUCUCACUCUCUCAACUCAACAAACAUAAAACAUGGGGAGAUCUCCUUGCUGUGACAAAGCUAACGUGAAGAGAGGUCCAUGGUCGCCGGAGGAAGAUGCCAAGCUUAAGGCUUAUAUAGAGGCAAACGGUACUGGUGGCAACUGGAUCGCCUUGCCUCAGAAGAUAGGGCUUAAGAGAUGUGGCAAGAGCUGUCGUCUUAGAUGGUUGAAUUAUCUUCGACCCAACAUUAAGCAUGGAGGGUUCUCAGAAGAAGAGGAUAACAUAAUCUGCAGCCUUUACAUAAACAUUGGAAGCAGAUGGUCUAUAAUUGCAGCACAACUGCCAGGGAGAACUGACAAUGAUAUUAAGAACUACUGGAACACAAGGCUCAAAAAGAAACUCCUGGGCAAACAGCGAAAAGAGCAACAAGCUCGGAGAGCUAGCUGCCUCAUCCUUAAGCAAGAGAUGAAGAGAGAAAGUGAGAAUUAUAUGCUUCCUGGAAUGGCGAGCCAAGUCCCAUACUGGCCACAGCUACCAGCAGUCAUGCCCCUAACAUGCACAAACCAAGAUCCUCAUCUCAAUGACCAAGAGUCCAUCAGGAAUUUGCUUAUCAAACUAGGUGGAAGAUUCUCAGAAGAUCAUCCACAAUCAAGCAUCACCACCUCGAAUCCCAUGAAUUUUCAAUACCAUCUUGAUGUUUCCUUUGCUCAAGAUCAGCUAUAUGAGAAUUCCAUGAACAUGCUUUCAUCUGAAUCUUCCAUUAGUCCCAUAAACAGCACUUGUUCUCAAGUGACAAACAGUACCCACUUUAAUGUUAACGAAACUGCUGGUCCUAAUGAUAUGUUUCAAGGGCUUGAUGGUUUCCCAGCUGAGCUAAGUGAGCUGAUCUACCGCAACAAUGAACAGAUAUUGGAUGGGUUAGAAGGUUUUUAUGGAACGAACAAUAUGGUCGAUGGCAGCAGUACUGGGACUAGUUCCGUAGAAAGUAGCAGUUGGGGAGACAUAAAUUCACUAGGCUAUCCUCAAAUUGUCUCUGGAUUUGAAGUUUGCCAACAACAAAGCAUGCCACAAGUUUCUACCUUUGAUGAAUCAAGCUACUUCGGGCCACAAUAACAUCAGCACUGUAUACAUGGGUGGUGUAAAUUUGUACCAAUUAGGGAAUUAAUUUGGUGUCAGAGAAUUUCAGAAAAUCUCCUAAUGAAUUCAUGCAGGAUUGCUUUUUUGUUUUGUACUUCCACUUUCAUAAAGCUAUUUACUUUCUUCUCAAAAUCAGUUAAUUAUAUUUAUCUAUAUCAGCAACUUUUCUCUUCUGGGUUCUCUUUAGCUUUUAACUUUCUAGACUUGAUUGCUUUGUUCAAUGAUACUGAAUGUGGAAUCCUGAUCCUUUAGAUAUGCCGUUGAGUCCAAAUCUACUUUGCACUUUGAAUUCAGUCUCAUAUUUGGAACAUCAAUAUGCUUUUAUAUAUUGAAUUUCUGUUCUCCUGGAUGAGCAC
Messenger RNA from Durio zibethinus, 1842 nucleotides. Its product is annotated as transcription factor RAX3-like. Lineage: Eukaryota; Viridiplantae; Streptophyta; Magnoliopsida; Malvales; Malvaceae. The record is from RefSeq and is a predicted model, not a curated record.